AUGCCAGCACCUUUUUUACUGAAACGAGAUUGGCAAAAAGAUCAUGUGUACUUGGUACAGUUCCCUCGAGCAGGAUGUAUUCCGAGUUUAUCAAUGUUCGCCUUAAAAUUGGAAACUUGGCUCCGGAUAACUAAAAUUCCAUAUUCGAAUAUCAGCAAUGAAUUCACUAAAUUCUCAUCCAAAAAACAAAUUCCAUUUAUUGAACUGAAUGGACGACAAAUACCGGAUAGUAAUUAUUGCAUUGAACAUCUUUCUCGAGUCUUCAAGAUUGAUUUGGAAGAGCAGCUGAAUCCAAUGGAAAAAGCACAAGCUCGAGCCUUUACUUAUCUGCUUGAGGAAUCUAUAAGAUGGAUCAUACUGUAUAAUCGUGGCAAAAACAAUAAAUUCUUGGCAACAGAAGAAGGUUUCAUUAGGCACUUCAGAGGUGCUAAAAAAGCUAUUUUCCAAUAUGUGUUUGUCGAAAAAUUUCGGAAAAAGAUUUGGAAAUUAUGCUAUUGGCAAGGAAUUGGCAGGCAUACAAUUGAUGAAGUGGAAAGCAUUGCAAAAAAAGAUUUAACAGCGUUAUCCGUUUUUCUUGGUGAUAAGCAGUAUUUUUUUGGUUUUGCACCUACUACGCUGGAUGCGAUUGCUUUCGGUAAUUUAGCCCAACUACUUUAUACGCCGAUGGAUAGUGAUGUUUUACGGAAAUAUAUGGAAGAAAACACUCCAAAUUUAGUAUCAUUCAUUCAACAAAUGCGUGAAAUAUAUUGGCAAGAUUGGGAUGAAGCUUGUGAAACAUUAUCUCUUAAUACUCGAAAUGGAUCGAAGAUGGGACUAACGGAAGAAAGACAUCGGUGGUCUCAAAAGCUCGAGAAUGUGUUGGAGGAUCGUGACGCUUUGGAAGCGUUCAAGAAGUGGAUGAAGAAUGAGUCAUCAUUAGCCGAACAUCCCAUCAACUUGCACUUUGCCAUAAUAGCUUACAAAAAUAUGUGUACGAUGAAGAAUGCUCGUGCUGCAGAACUUGCGCGUAGUUUGCAUCAGAAAUAUAUCAGUUUAAAAACCGGUGUUUGUUCGUUUUUGCAUGAGGAUCUUCGACGAGAAGUGAGCUUUCGAGUUCAUGCUUUUUCGGCUGGUGAGCCGGAUCCGACAGUAUUUGACUGUGUAGUUCUACCGGUAGAGCAAUAUUUGCGACAGCAACAUGCUCAGUUUGUUUCUUCUGAAGAGUUUAUUGAUGCUUACAAUCGAAUAGAGGAAUAUACACCGAAACCACCCCGUAUUCCUUCUUCACUAACGUCAAGUCGCAAGCAACGGAAAUCAUAUCCUUGUCAACCAAUUCUUACUGCCGAAAUGUUGCUGAAAACACAAUAUGAACGGGAAACCACAUUAGGUGAAAGUGAAGUAGAGAAAUUAUAUCGGCCAGUAAUGAAAGCACCAUACAUAUGCAAUGCAACAACUAGUAAAAACGAUUCUGCAGUAUCGUCUACUUUUUCAAGUGAUGCUAACGGUCAACAUCCCGCUUUAAAAUUAAGUACAAUUCGGGAAGAGCAGCUAAAAGGCAAUCCAGCUACGCAUACAUUAGCGAGGGUGGAGAAAGUUGAUGGUGGACCAAUGGUCACUCACUGUACAGAGGAAGGUCGACGAGCUUUUGCUGCACUUCUAAUCGAAAAACUGAGCGUUUUAAGUGCCCGUCGGAAGAGAAAUGAUGUUAUGAGCCAGCAGCUUCGUGCCAUUGAGAGUCGUAAGUGCUCGGCACGCGAAGUUGUGAAUGACGUUGAACCAACAGCUGCUGAAGAAGACGAUGAACUGGAACGAUAUGUACGGCAAAGGAUGGCUGAUGAUUCUAGUAAACCAUCACCCUCGUAUCAUUCUCCUGACUUCCUGAAUGCUCAGUCACUUCGUUUUCGACGACGAUCACCGAGAUCAAGUUCACCAGAACGCUUUCGACACUACGUGGCUUCACCCAUAGCUAAUGUAUUUCAUGCACCGAAUCCCUACAGCACAAAUGGCUUUGCGCCGCCACCAAUUAGUCGACACAAUCGAAUGACAAAUAUUAAUCCUGUUAUACUGAAGGGAGCGCGAUGUGACAUGAAGUCUAUGGCUAUUUAUGAUACAUCGGGUAUCGAAUCGAUGGCUCCAUCAUCUGUAAGUGAACGUGAUGAAGCAGCACGUGCUGCUAUCUUUCAAAAGGCUCGUAUGCUUUCAUAUGGUGGUUGUGCAAGCAGCAGUAGUUUUGGCCGUAGAAGCAGCCAUAAACAACAUCACGAUUUCAGUUCAUUGUCGCGUUCACGUGGAGGAACGGAUCCGAAACAGCUGAUGACUAUUAGUUACAAAGAGAAAGGUCGUGUGCCGGUGGUUGCGCAUGUUCCAACACAUUCGAUCACAUUUCGAGAAUUUCGUAAAUACUUAGGAAUUUCAUCAAAGUCAAGUUUGCAAUUUUAUUUCAAGACUGCCUGUGAAGAUGGUAAUUCACCGUAUCAGUUGCUCCUUGUGAACGACGAUGCCACAGUAUUACCAGUAUAUGAAGGUCGCAUAACUGCUGAAUGCAAGUCAGUCUCUGAUUCCGAAUAG
Messenger RNA from Cercopithifilaria johnstoni, 2547 nucleotides. Lineage: Eukaryota; Metazoa; Nematoda; Chromadorea; Rhabditida; Onchocercidae. The record is from the annotation of a GenBank genome assembly.